AUGACUCUCGACAUAGGAAACGACGCGUUGUUGUGCAAAGUAUUCCCCGCCAGCCUACAAGGUCAGGCUCUCUCAUGGUUUCACCGACUACCCCCAAACUCUGUUGAUAACUUCCGAGACCUAUCGGAAGCUUUUGUGGGGCAAUACCUGUGCUCCGCCCAGCAUAAACAGAACAUCAGCACCCUGCAAAACAUAAAAAUGCAGGAGAAUGAGUCUUUAAGGGAAUUCGUGAAACGGUUCGACCAGGCUGUGCUACAAGUGGAGGCCUACAGCAUGGAUGUUGUCCUCCAAAUCUUCAAGCGAAGCAUAUGCCCAAGCACCCCAUUCUUUGAAUCACUCGCUAAGAAGCCUCCCACGACUAUGGAUGACUUGUUCCGGCGCGCGAGCAAAUACUCGAUGCUGGAAGAUGAUGUGCGUGCAGCCACCCAGCAAAUUUUGGUUGCCGGACAGACAUCCAGAAGCGACGCGGAAAGAAGUUCCAAACUUCCGGACCGGCCAAGGCCAUCUGGUCGAAGGCAGGAGGAGCAAAGUCGCCUAGAACUGCCACCAUUCACGCCCCUUUCCGUAUCAUAUGAGAAGUUUAUCCCUAUGAUCCAAGACCUAUCCGACUUUAGGUGGCCCGGACCCAUUAGAACGGACCCAGCCAAGAGAGAUCAUAGCAAGAAGUGUGCUUACCAUAAAGAGCAUGGUCACACAACGGAGCGAUGCAGGAGCCUCCAUUAUUUGGUAGAAAGGGUCAUAAAAGUAGGACAUUUGAAGCAAUACCUCCGCUCAAAAGCCAGAGUUAGAGAUACUCCCCGAAAUCACAACUCUGGGACCUCCAAGACCCCAAUCGUCCCCAAAGCUGUCAUCAAUUACAUCCACAGAGGACCACUGGAUGAGGAGUACAACUCCAAACGAAAGAAGCAGAGGUUGUUGCGAGCAAAAUCAGUGCGUGAGUGCAUCAAUUCCAUCUGGCCCGGGAUAACUGGCGGGAGCGCCCGACCAAUAGAUGGGACAAUCGUUUUCCCCCCAAUAGAUCCCACACGAAUAUUACAACCACACCGUGACGCCCUCAUCUUAUUCCUGGGGAUAGGAGACUUUGAUGUAAGACGGAUCCUAAUCGACCCAGGCAACUCGGUCGAUCUUUUACAGGCAUCAGUAAUUAAUCAGAUGGGACUCGAGCUAUCCGACUUAGAAAACCCUGGGCUGAUCUUGUCGGGAUUCAAUGGAGCGGCAACCACCUCCCUUGGAGACAUUAUGUUGUCGGUCCAAGUAGGCCCCGUCACUCUCAAUGUACAAUUUUUAGUGGUAGGAGAUUUGUCCCCCUUCAAUGCUAUCUUGGGGCGCACGUGGCUGCACUAUAUGAAAACCAUCCCUUCCACGUACCAUCAGAUGGUAAGCUUUCUCACUGAAGAUGGACAAAUCGACCUAUACGGCAGCCAGUUGGCCGCUCGCCAGUGCUAUCAGAUAGCGCGAGAGGUUGGGUCCAGCAAAGAUGGCGAGUCCCUCCCUGAACCCACCAACGCAUCUGACCAAUAG
Molecule: messenger RNA, 1521 nt
Organism: Vitis vinifera (wine grape)
Lineage: Eukaryota; Viridiplantae; Streptophyta; Magnoliopsida; Vitales; Vitaceae
Exons: 1
Coding region: 1-1521 (506 amino acids)
Source: RefSeq, a predicted model, not a curated record